Molecule: messenger RNA, 1620 nt
Organism: Meyerozyma guilliermondii ATCC 6260
Lineage: Eukaryota; Fungi; Ascomycota; Pichiomycetes; Serinales; Debaryomycetaceae
Exons: 1
Coding region: 1-1620 (539 amino acids)
Source: RefSeq, a predicted model, not a curated record
AUGGCUACAAUUAAAAAUAUGCCUUUGCGGCACUUGAGCUCUCUCGGUGGGUGUACGCGUCAUUGUGGGAAGCGGUACAUUACUAUAGUGAGCACCAGUGGACCAAAAGAAAAUUCUGGAAUCGAAAAAGGUCCACUGAAAAACGACUUUUCAAUUGUGGAACAACUUCAACGAUACAAAAAUACAUUUCCCGAAGAUAAGGGGGCCACCAAGAGUAUAAACGAGUAUCUUCACCAUCGAAAGACCGGAAACAUAAAAGAAUUGAGGCUUGGUAUCAAGUAUAGUAGUGCCAAAGUGGCCCAUCUGUCGAGAAUUAUAGAGGCUAUACUAGCGGAGCCAUUGGCUGCUGGAAACCAAGAAUGGCUUCGUGAUAUUGCCCAGCGAGAUCGCAGUAAGAAUGCGACCUUCAGAUUUAGCCAGGAAGUCAAUGUUGACGAAGAAACCAAUACUUUUUCAAUACCUUCAUCAAUGCUCUCUGCGGAAAUCCGGCCAGUAUUUUCUGAGAUUCUUGGAGCUCCAGAACAAUUGCAAGAUAUCGAGCUUGUGGAAUUGAAUGAGCUGACUGAAAGCUGUGUACUUGAGCUCCUAGUCACCGACUCGGUGAUAGUUUCUGGCGAGAGAGCAAACGCAGUGGUGGUAGACAACAGCGAGUAUACGAAAGCUUCGCUUCAAAAAUCACCAGUUUCGUUCUCAAAAUUCACUCCGAGUCAAAAUACCAUCAAGCUCGACUCCAGCUUGUAUCUAGAAGCCGUGGAAGCUUUUCUCAAGCACGACACAAAAGCCACCGACACUUUCGUCAGUGGACUCCAAAACAGCAACAUAUACGAGCUCCAGAAACUCUUAUCGUGGUAUCUGAGACCACUGGUCACCCAGAGAUUACUAUUAAAUGAUAUUGUCUCCAGAGUUGAGGCUAAUAAUUACGAAGUUGAAAAUGAUCUUCCAGAACACAUUAUCUCUCAGUUUCGAACUGACGCUCAUGGCGAGUUGCAGCGAGACUUUGAACCAAACCUUGCAUUUUUCUUCAAGAGAAAACUUCCAUGGUGGAAACUCUACCUCAAAAAUGACAAUGUGGAAUACGAGUUGAAGGACUACUUCAGCAAGAAUUUCAUGAACAAAACCAUCGAAGCCUACGGAUACACUCGGGGACGCAUUGUCACCUCUUUACAAAACCAAAAUGGACAGAAACCAACCGAGAAUUUUGAAAAUCCAAUUUAUGAUCUUCGUCAGUCCGUUAUCGAAGACCGUAUUUCUGCCGAAAUUCAGCCACAAGUAUACGCCAGAAUAACCCAAGCUCUCUUAUUCUACCAAGUGCCCUUGACUGCUAUAGCAUUUUUAGCGUACUGGCACUUUGACUUCACUGCUAAUGCUGCCUUAGCUUUGACAUCGUUGGGCAUUGUGGUUGGCUUCAACCAUGUUUCAAAGCACUGGACAAAACUUCAAAAGAAGUGGAGACAGGUACUAUACAACGAUAUCAGAGAGUGCAUCGAAGGACCAUGCCAGAACCAGUUGCUGAAGGAGCUUGCAUGGCAGUUGAACCAGAGAAAUUUGCGCAACAAAGUGAGAUCAGCUACGCUUGAAAGCUUACACCAAGAACGAAAUGGAAUAAAUAUAUCGAGCUAG